UGUCCAGCCCCUCGAGUCUCUAUUCUUUUUUUUUUUUUUAGGUUGUUUUUGUUUUGUGGGGGCAAGGUUUCUCUGUGUAACAGCCCUGGUCGUCCUGGAACUCUCUAUGUAGACCAGGUUGGCCUCGAACUCACAGAGAUCCACCUGCCUCUGCUCCCCCACUACCACCACCCCAAGUGCUGGUAUUAGUGUGUGCCACCACCACCACCCAGCUAUUCUUUAUCAUUUAUUUUUAUGUGCAUUGGUGUUUUGCCUACAUGUAUGUCUCUGUAUGGGUGUCGGAUCCCCUGGAACUGCAGCUGCAGACAGCUGUGAGCUGCAGUGUGGGUGCUGGGAACGGAAACUGGGUCCUCUAGAAGAGCAGCCAGUGCGCCUAACCACCGAACCAUCCCUCCCACCCCAAUGUGUGUGACAGAGUCUCUCUACACAGCCCUGGAACUCACGGUGUAGACCACUCUGCUUUAAAAUGGCAGAAAUCCACUUUCCUCUGUCUUCUGAGCGCUGGAAUUAAAGGACUGAGCAACCACUCCCGGCUUUUUUUUUUUAAUUUCUUAAAUCAAUUCUGACCGUGUAAAUAAUUUUAUCUCGGUGCCUCCCUAUUUCCUCAGGACACUGAGGAAGAUUCUGACUUGGCUCUCAGGAAACAAAUACGGAAACUAAGGCUCUGAGGUACGAGGUUCAGUCACUCACUGUGUAGACAGAACGAGGAGUUAAUUUACCUCGGCCCUCACUGGCUCCCAGAUACCAGCAGGGUAGCCCUAGAUGGAGGCUGGGGAAUGGUGCCUCCCCUGAUACACCGUCUCAGCCAAAAAGUAUUCUGUUGCAGACUGGUAGGUUGGAACACCUUUCCUCUGAGCUAAUUGGACAAAUCUGAUUUGGCCACGCCCCCAACUGUCAAGCCCGGUGCAGCAGGCGUGUCUUGGGAUUCCCUCAGGGGUAAAGAGCUGCACGUCCUUGGGCUGAGAGAGGAGGUGACUCGAGCAGCAGAGGACGCGAAAUGAGGGCCUUGCGGGUCUCCCAGGCUUUGAUUCGUCCUUUUAGCUCAUCUGCCCGGAGCCACUUAGAAAAUCGUGUGGCAGAGAAGCAGAAACUCUUCCAGGCCAACAACGACCUCCCAGUACACCUGAAGGGCGGGGCAAUGGACAACGUCCUGUACAGACUGACUAUGACCUUGACGCUGGGGGGCACUGCCUACUGCUUAUACUGCCUGGGCUGGGCCUCCUUCCCCCACAAGAAGUGACACCAAGAAUGUUGGCGGACUUGCACAAACACCAAUAAACAUGCUAACCUCUUGAGAACCCCACUCGGCUCUGGCCUGUGUGUCUGUGUGUUUCAACCCACCUUCCCAUCAUCCAGGGAUGUCUACCCAGUAGAAAGCAACUCACCCCAGCCCUUGGCCCCUCGUGCUGGACCAUUGCGGUACUUAAGACAACCUGCUUUAGAUGCCUGCUGGGGGACCAAGGGUCUGGAGUGGUGAUGCUGAGUGGAACAGGGGUAUUAUUAUCCAGCAUAGCAGCCCCUCCCCUUGUAGAGGCCCAAAGGGUAGGGAAGGUGCUGGUCUAGUUCCAGGACAGCCAGGGCUAUACAAUCCGGAGACCCUGGCUCAGAAAGGAAGAGAGAUGGCAUGAUCUAUGAGCCAAGGGAGGAUAAAGACUGGCACCAAGACUGAAGCCCGAAGGUGAUGUGGCUGAGUGGAAGAGCAGAGAAUCUGCCCGGUGUGUGUGUGUGUGUGUGUGUGUGUGUGUGUGUGGUAGAGUACUUGCCUAGCAUGUGCAAAGCCCUGGGUGCCAUCCUUUGCACCAAUCAGGCAAUCUUUUAAAAGACAGAAGUUCAGAGAGCUACAAACAUGGCCCCAAGGGACAAAGAACACAGGGUCCCCAGGAUCUGUUAACAGCUUGGAAGCUUUGGGAGCUGCAAGGGCAUCACUGGGGAUUCCAAGUCCCAUCCUGAGCCUGCAUGGGAUCCAGGCAAAGCCUCAGCAAAGCCAGGCUGUCUCAGCUUAGAACAGUACGAGGAAAAAAAGAUGCAGAGAAGGAAACACGUGGUCCAGCCCCAAAGACAGGCACCCCAACCACUCUUGGAGCUGGAGAGACGAUACUUUGCUGUUAUUGAAGAGGAUCUGGGUUCAGUUCCCAGCACCCCCGGUGGCCCACAACCCUUUGUACUACCUCUGUU
Alexandromys fortis (reed vole) is the source of this 2175-nucleotide messenger RNA. RefSeq names its product cytochrome c oxidase subunit 7A1 (gene Cox7a1). Bases 998 to 1240 code for a protein of 80 amino acids. The transcript has 4 exons. The record is from RefSeq and is a predicted model, not a curated record. Gene Ontology annotation, biological process: regulation of oxidative phosphorylation; mitochondrial respirasome assembly; mitochondrial electron transport, cytochrome c to oxygen. NCBI's taxonomy places the organism in Eukaryota, Metazoa, Chordata, Mammalia, Rodentia, Cricetidae.